This is a messenger RNA of Emericellopsis atlantica, 2083 nucleotides long. RefSeq names its product P-loop containing nucleoside triphosphate hydrolase protein. Gene Ontology annotation, molecular function: ATP binding; nucleic acid binding. The record is from RefSeq and is a predicted model, not a curated record. NCBI's taxonomy places the organism in Eukaryota, Fungi, Ascomycota, Sordariomycetes, Hypocreales, Bionectriaceae. The coding region runs from base 208 to 2022 and encodes 604 amino acids. The transcript is spliced from 2 exons.
AUAGGGGUUGCCUGGUGGCAAUUAUCGCGCGUGUUUGGUAACUAGGGAAAGGCGCCUCGCAAAGACUGGAAAUGACCUUGCCAGCAUAAUUAGCAAUACAUACUUACAAACGAUCAAUAAGUGUUUGCUUUGAUCCAGGUUAUAAUAUGAUAACAUGGCCAAGAUUCCAAAACCCCAAACACCACCGACCACAUCCCAACUUCGUCCAUGAUGCGACGUGCAGCCUCCAGCCCAGCUUGCUCGUCCUGCUUGGCGAGCUUGUCGGCCAGUCGAAAUUUCACACCGCGCAUCACCCAGCCAUGGCUCCCACAAAUCCGCCAUGCGCACGCCGCCGCUCGAGCCAGCACAGAGCGCCCGUCCCGCAUGGUUCUUGCUGAGAACGUUGGGCGCGGUCGCUCUGGUUCCCGGACCCGCCGCGAGGGUCCCUUCGGUAACCUGAAUAGAAGAACUGCGAACGUCGACCCACGACGCCUGGCCAACGAGCGGGAAGCUGCCGACCGCAGGCCCUCGAGGGGUGCGCCGCGCAAAGACGAGCCGAAGGACGACCGCAAGGCGAUGAAGAUGCAGCGGAUACUGGCCGGCGUCCCACAUACGAAGCGCCAGGUCAUCAAGGACAAGAUGGCUGGGUAUGAGGACUUUGAUCAGUUUGACCUCUUGCCGGUGGUGAAGGAGGCGUUGAUGGGGGAGGUAUUCAGGGGCAUGACGGAUCUGAAGCCGACGCCUGUACAGCGACUCGCGCUGCCAGCACUCCUGGGACAGGACACCAAGACAAAGUCGGCUUCCGGCAGCGAGUCGGGCCCUGAUUCCUACCUGCUUGCCGCCGAGACGGGGUCGGGCAAGACGCUGGCGUACCUGCUACCGGCGAUCAACGCGAUGAAGAAGACGGAGGCCAUGGAUGAGGAUGUCAAGGCCUGGGAGGAGCGACGCAGGACGGAGAUGGAACUCCAGGCGGCUGGCCAGGUCAAGCGCAAGGCGAGGCCCUUUGACGAGCCACACCCUACCAUGGCGAGACCCAAGGUGAUUGUGCUGGUGCCGACGUCUGAGCUUGCGCAGCAGGUGCUCCGAGUGUCCAAGUCCUUGUCGCACGUCAUCAAGUACAAGGCGGAGAUGAUAUCCUCGGACCUCAAGCCCCAGCAGAUCCAGCGCAACGUGUACGGGGCCAAGGGCGUGGACAUGAUCAUCGCAACACCCCACCUCCUCGCCUCCAUCGCCGACUCGGACCCCAACGUCUUGUCCAGGGUGAACCACUUGAUCAUUGACGAGGCCGACUCUCUCCUCGACCGAAGCUUCUCCCCGGUCACGACCAGCAUCAUCGAGCGCGCCAGCCCCUCGCUGAAGCAGCUGAUCUGCGUGUCGGCCACCAUCCCGCGCAAGCUCAACAACUACCUGGCGACCAACUACCCCAAGAUGCACCGCAUCACGACGCCCAAUCUGCACGCCAUCCCACGCCGCGUGCAGCUGGGUGUCAUGGACGUCAGCAAGCCGCCGUACCACAACAAUAAGGACGUCGCCUGCGCCGAGGCGCUCUUCACCAUUGGCCGCGAGGCGGCGCAGCACGAGGGUCUGAACAAGAGCGAGAUUGACGUCCGCCGCGUCAUCGUCUUUGUCAACGAGCGGGAGAAGACGGAGGAGGUGGCCAAGUACCUGCGGAGCAAGAACAUUCAGGCCGAGGCGCUGCACAGGGACACGCCUGAGACGCGGCACGGCGAGAUCCUGGAGACGUUUACGAGCAACGAGGCCCUCACCAUCCCGGCGCCGACCAAGCCGAGCGCCAUGAAGCUGCCCAACGUCAAGGCGCUGGUGGUGACGGACCUGGCCUCAAGGGGUAUCGAUACGCUCGCCGUCCGGCAUGUGAUCCUGUACGAUGUGCCGCACACGUCGAUUGACUUUAUCCAUCGCCUGGGCAGGGCGGGUAGGAUGGGCAGGCGAGGAAGGGGUAUUGUCCUGGCGGGCAACGAUGACCGCAAGGACGUGAUCGCCGAGGUUAAGAGGAGUAUGUUCAUGGGACAGGCCCUAAUCUGAUCUUGCGGUAUCACCAUGGUUCAGACUGUAAGGUAAUCAAUUUGGCGUGUACAAUACUGUA